UGAUAUUUUUAAAAACUGCGUCAUCUGCAGUUUCUCCCUAACGCUCGCAGUACAUCGCAGCCACAGUUACCACAAACAUGCAGUAGUAGUAGUAGUUGUUGUAGUAACCGGUACCAGCGCGUUUUAAGCUCGGGUUGCGUCGGUCAAAUCAGAUUAUUGGGAAGUUUAAACUGGAUUCUGACGUAAAGGGUUUAAAGCCCGGGCCGACAGAAGAGCAUCGCAUGCGCGCGCUCACGCAGCAGAUGAGGAGAGCAGCUCGUGCCACCUCCAGUCAACAAACCCUCCUCUCUCGGGACCUGAGCAUGACUCCUCAGACGUUUCACUGCGACUGAACAGGACGGACGACGGCUGCUUAACAUGGCUUCGUAUCUGCAGAUCGCUGAUGAUGAGAAAGGCCAUGAACUGGACCUUUUCUGUGUCCCGAGACAUUAUGAGAACGAUUUGGACAAGGUGAUCAUCCCCCAUGGACUCAUCAUGGACAGGACAGAGCGUCUCGCCCGUGACAUAAUGCGGGACAUGGGGGGACACCACAUCGUAGCUCUGUGCGUGUUAAAAGGGGGCUACAAGUUCUUCGCCGAUCUCUUGGACUACAUUAAAGCACUGAACCAGAACAGCGAUAAAUCAGUCCCGCUGACGGUGGAUUUCAUUAGGGUGAAGAGCUACUGUAAUGACAAGUCGACAAACAACGUCAAAGUCAUAGGAGGGGAUGAGCUGUCCAGUCUCUCAGGCAAGAAUGUUUUGAUUGUUGAGGAUAUUGUCGAGACAGGAAGGACGAUGCAGACGCUACUUUCUCUGCUGAGUGAAUGUAAUCCCAAGAUGGUUAAAGUAGUAAGCCUUUUGGUGAAAAGGACCCCGAGGAGUUCAGGGUACAGACCAGACUACAUUGGUUUUGAAGUUCCUGAUGCCUUUCUGGUGGGUUACGCUUUGGACUACAAUGAGUACUUCAGAGAUCUCAGUCACAUCUGUAUACUGAAUGAUCAAGCCAAGGAGAAGUACAAAGUGUGAGUGGAUGAAGUGCUGCAGAGGUGAUGACUGAAUCAAUGAAGACUAGGACCACUGUGAUGACCCUCCUUAGCUUUGCUGUGUUUUGAAUCCUAUUUAUUUUUGUACACAUGAAUCCACAAAAUGUGACUUGUGGGUUGUAAAUAACUUCAAGAAGAAGAAUUCAUUCCCCUGCCCAUUGAAUACAUGGGAUCAAUUAUGUAUAUUAUGAAUAUUUUGGUUGUUAAAUUUUAAUUUAUUUAUUCACUUAUGUGUACAGACUUUUCCUGUAAAUUGCAGUUUUACUUUGGAGAUUUGGAGAAAAAUGUGAAUUUGUUUUGGCUCAUCAAAUCACACAUCUCAGGCUACUGCUUUAUGUUCAGCGAGCUGUCAGUCAGAUUUACGUAGCCUUUUGCACGAUUCUUUUUUUUGACUUAAAUACGCAUAUAUCCUCUCAUUAUGCCAUAAAUUGACUGACUUGGAAUGUACUGUAUGUUUUAUUUCAUAUCUGAUGUUAUCAUCGGGGACCUGUUUACAGCAAUACAAAUCCCGUUGAAACCUUGAA
This is a messenger RNA of Larimichthys crocea (large yellow croaker), 1546 nucleotides long. It is a transcript of the gene hprt1l, whose product is annotated as hypoxanthine phosphoribosyltransferase 1, like. Bases 358 to 1005 code for a protein of 215 amino acids. Gene Ontology annotation, cellular component: cytosol. Lineage: Eukaryota; Metazoa; Chordata; Actinopteri; Sciaenidae. Gene Ontology annotation, molecular function: hypoxanthine phosphoribosyltransferase activity; magnesium ion binding. The record is from RefSeq and is a predicted model, not a curated record. Gene Ontology annotation, biological process: guanine salvage; purine ribonucleoside salvage; IMP salvage. The transcript is spliced from 9 exons.